Molecule: messenger RNA, 4556 nt
Organism: Plodia interpunctella (Indianmeal moth)
Lineage: Eukaryota; Metazoa; Arthropoda; Insecta; Lepidoptera; Pyralidae
Gene: trp
Product: transient receptor potential
Exons: 5
Coding region: 687-4097 (1136 amino acids)
Biological process (GO): calcium ion transmembrane transport; regulation of cytosolic calcium ion concentration
Cellular component (GO): cation channel complex; plasma membrane
Molecular function (GO): protein binding; store-operated calcium channel activity; inositol 1,4,5 trisphosphate binding
Source: RefSeq, a predicted model, not a curated record
CGCGCAGACAAGUUUACUUCGCGAUCGAUUACAGUUGUCAAAUUAAAUUUAAAUCUAACUUAUGUUAAGUGCUGGCCAUUAAUAUAAAGUGGAAAAAAAGGACACAAAUAUUUUCAAUAUAUAAAAAAAUGUAACUUCAGUUAAAUGCUGGCCAUUAAUACACAGAAAAAAAGAAAACUUUCUCAAAAAUUAACAUCGAACGACUUCAAAAAUUAUCAAUCGAUUUUUCAAAUAAUGCGUUUAAUAAAAAGGACAGUAUUUAAAAUUAUACAGUGAAAAUUAACAGGUUCAUGGUGUAAGAUACAAAGAUAUUCCAAAUUGGACCAGAGUAAAAUCAUUGAAGAUUAAAUAUUUAAAGUUCGUAGCACAUCCAAAUGUUCAACAACUUUUGGGAGCGAUUUGGUACGAGGGUCUGCCCGGUUUUAAAAGGAAAAAUAUAGUUGGACAGUGUAUUCAGGUGGCAAAGCUAGGAGUAAUGUUUCCGGUUUACUGCACUAUUUAUAUGCUUGCCCCGAAUUCAGAAUAUGGAAGGUUCAUGAAGAAGCCAUUUGUUAAAUUUAUCUGUCACAGCACCUCCUACAUGCUGUUUCUUAAACGCAUUUAUGCUUAAGUGUACUUUAUAAUAAAAAAUAUACAUAUAUUUUGUGACGUGUGGGGAUCGCAGUCGAAUCGCCCCAGACACAGACAUGUUUGUCAAAGUUUAUUUCACCUUUACGGUAUUACUAUUUCGUUCAGUACAACCUCAAUAUGAUGACGACUUUAAGGAAGAGUUUGAACCACCACAUUCCAACGCAGACCCACAUUAUUUUUCAAUCAACGAUCAGAAAAUCGACAAAGUUAUUGAAAAAUAUAAUCUUAUGCAUAUGAUGGGUAUAAAUACGAAAAGAGGAAGUUCUCAAAACGAAUCUAUCCCAGACUAUUGGCUUCAAAACGAAGCCACCGAAUCACAAGUUGGCAAUUCUAAAAAAACAGUUAUUAAUAUGUCUAUCGACCGAAAAGAUAUGAUUGAUACUCCUGAGAAUACGAACUUGACUGAACUGAACCCAAGGGAAAGACUUGAUCAGCCCUAUGAAACUGAAACCAAAGACAACACAGCAGAAGAUUUAAUUUCUCCAAACGGAGGUACUGAAUUCUAUGCACGUACUUCUACAGAAUCGAAUCAAAAUGAUACAUCUAAUUCUUUGUUAAGGCCAGAAUACCACGUAUUCCAUUACGAAAAUACGGAAUCAUAUAAUUCUGAAAGAUCAACAACUUUAGGGUCAUCACUACUUCCCACUCAAAAUAACUUAAUUAAUUCUCAGAAACCAAAAAAAUUCAUAAAUAAUACAUAUUAUAAUCUCCCUACUUACAUUAAACCAGAAAAUAUCAAAUAUCAUCCAUCGCAAUCAAACGAAAUAGACUUAAUAAAUAAAACUUUUAAUAAUAGUUCGACAAUUUCAAUUAAUAAAACUACUUCUCAAAAACCUAAAAAUUUGAUCAAAUAUCACCCCCCAUUUCUUAUAUUACAGAAUGAUUAUACGAAAUAUCAUCCGCCUCAAUCUAAUCGAAUAAAAGUAAAUCCAACUUUUUAUAAUAGCACAAAUUCCUUGACUGUUAUGACGCCAAAAUAUACAACUUCUGAUUCUAAACUCAAUGAUUACCAAAACAUUACACCUUCUAUUUCAGAAUCGCCGGCAAAUAUUACUGAGUAUAUUACUUCUAAAGUACUGGAAAAUAAAAUAAAUCAGAACACUUUAGCUGAAACUAUUCCUACAGAAAAGCCUGAAUAUAUUAGACAUUUUGACUUUGCUUCUGCAGAUUCUACUCCUGAAAAAAUAAAAAGUAUUCCAGUCUAUAUACCUUAUGAAAGACUGGAUAAUACGAAAGGUGUAACAAGUGAAUCUACAAAACAUUCGAAUUUUCGUCCUUUUUGUGCAACUUGUCAAAAGCAAGUAGAUAACUUUUACGACGAGCAUGUUAGGGAAGAAUUAAAACUACAAAAUGAGUUUUUCGAGGCACAAAAUUUCGUUGAAGAAGUUAAAAAAAAGGUUGACCAACCGUUGUCAACAGAGCAAAAAGCAAUAAAUGAAGAUAACAUUUUCUUUAAUUCUACCUCUAAUAUAUCAAUAAGCGAUAUGGACUAUAAUAACAAAAAAACCCGAUAUUCGAAUUUUGAAACAUCAACAGAAAAUACCAACUAUUUGUCUACUGAUUCUAGUGAAAAAUAUAAUGAUCAUGCUAGAAAACCUGUUUCUGGAAAUAGGAAGCAAAAUAAAAAUUACGAUGAUUAUUAUUUAGACGAAAAAGAUAACAAUUAUUUUAUCCCUACCACUGAAAAACCUGAUGAAUCCAAAUACUCCGCUCGUGCUGAUGUUACAUCGAAAAGUUAUGGUCACCAUGAUCAUAAUUAUGAGAAAUUAAAGACUGAAAGCUAUCAACUAAUGAAUAGACAUAACACGGAGACCUCUGAAAUACAAGGCAUUACAAAACAUCAUGGAAGUCCAGAAAUAUCUGAAGAAUAUGAAUAUGUGGAUGAGAGACAUCAUAUACAUUCUACCACUUCUGAAAGCUCGAAACCAAGGAAAUAUUCCUCGCUUGCUGCUAAAAGACAUAAAAGUAGUAAACAUUAUGAUAGUAAAGUAUUAAAAAGUAAAACAGUAUCAAAAAUAAAUAAACAAAAACAUACCACAACUGUAAAAUCAAAAAUUGAUAAUCAUUACACUGGUUUAUCUGACUGGUCGGACACUACUUAUUACAAUGUUAUCGUUUCUGAAAGUCCAAAAACACAUGAAUACGUUGCGACUGAUGAAAAUAAACCAGAACGUUAUAUAAAAAUUGCUCACAUAUCUAAGUUAUCUGAAACUCGAACUCGGGAAUCACCAAAUCAUAAAAAAGUCUUUCUUCAUACUACUUCUGAGAGUACUAAUAGAAAAAAACUAGCUUUCUUCGAAAGUACAGAUGACAAUGACGAAUAUAGUGCAUAUUAUGAUGUAAUAAAAGUAAAAAAGACUGAUUUAAAAACUCCAGAUAGGAGUAAUGAAGACAAUAUUCAAAUACAUAAUAAUGAUUCUCCUAAAAUGUCAAAGCAGAUUAGCAAUUCUUCAAAAAAGCCGAUAAGUAGCAAAUACGAUAUUUCUACUUCAGACAGAUCUAAGAAUAAAAAACACUUUACUGCUAGAAAACCAGAGCGCAAUAAGUAUUAUGACCAACAUAGAACUGAGCCUAACUUGCAAUCAACAACUUCUUUUGAGCUUGAAAGUAAUAGAAAAUUUGAUCCUGCAUCUGCAGUGCAAGAAUUAAUAAGAAUUUAUCAAAGUAAAUACUAUGAUACUACCACUACCUCUGAAAUUCCAAUUACUAAUAUAUAUCAUGAUUCUGAUGAAAAAGAUAUAAACUAUACUAUUCCCAACUUUAUAAAGAAAAACAAAAAUCAUUCAACUCCGAAAGAACCAGAUCCGUUACAUCAUAACAGUAGCAAACAUUCAACAGUAACUGAAGCUAAAGGAUACAAUAUAGACAUUGAAGCCCUUAAAGAAAACAAUGACAAAAGUAGCCCAGAUGAUGAAAAAACUUCACUUAUUAUUUACAAAAGAUAUAAAGUGAAUCAAGAUCCAGUUCAACGUAAUCGUAUUAAAGGUACUUCACCAGAAUGUGACGAUAAAAUCAAAAAUGACGAAGGAGAAGAAGAAAACUUAUUAGAAAAGUUGAUAGAUUCAAAUCUUGAAGAACACAGUCAAAAACACAGUAAAGGUAUUUAUAAUAUGAUGCGAAAACAUGAUCAAAUUGCAACGGUACUUGAUGGACUAGGAAAAGAGAUCACUAGGAAAACUGUUGGUAAAGAUGUUCAGAUUUUAGAUCCAUUAGUCGUUCUACCACAGCCACAUAAGGUGGAUGUCAGAGUACCACAUGCUUAUAUAAACCCACCGGAUAAAAAGGUACAUGCUAGUUCUGAAGCAACUACUGAGAAAGCCAAAGAACCCGUCACUUAUGAAGCCGAGAAACACAUUUCUGUUCCUAAGAAAGUAUAUUUUAAUCUAGAAAAACCAUAUUUUGAAGGAGAAAUUAAAAAAGAAGCUCCUAUUAAUAAUAAAAAGAAUAAAAAAGUCAUAUUUGCGUAAAUAGCAAUCUUAAAUCUUUACUGUUAAAAAUAAUGAAUAUUUAGUUUUCUUGUAACUCUAAUUUUGUACCUAGACUAUUGUUUUGUACAGGUGAAGUUGUAUAUAUAACAUUAGUGAAUACUUGUCUUUGUUAACAUGGUGCAAUAAUUAACAAUUACGUAGUAAAAUUAGAUAAAAUUAUUGUGAGAAUGACAAAAAAAAAACAUUUAUUUACAAGAAAAAAUUAUAUAAUAAUAUUUUAGUAUUAGUAUAAUUGUAUAAAGCGUUAUAUAAUUUGUGUAGAGUAAAAAUUGUAUAAAUAUUUAAGUUAAUAUUUGGGUUUUAACCAGUUAUUCAGUAUUAAACUUUCCAAUAUAACUAAUGUGUAUUUUAAAUUGUCUGUAAGUAUGACUGCAUAUCAUCGUUUUAAUUUAUAUUAAAUUGACUUUUAAUGGAAGUGCCAGAUCAAUUUCAAUUUAU